GAAGAAAAUAAUAGAUCUUGACCCAGCUGUGUUUUACAACCUACACUCUUUGCAAAAAGAAAUUUCACAACAGAGCACAGCGGGGGACCCAAAGGAUAUAACAUUCUCGAGUGACAAUCUAGCAGAAAGCGCCGCCUAUGUAGUGUUAGUCACAGCAACAAACCGUUUCGGUGGGGAAUCUUUUUUUCCUUCCGUUCACGAAGUAAGACGUACAACAACUCCAUUGGCUCUUAGCUUACAAGGGCCCACUCUUGUUCAUCCUCUGUGUGACGUCACAUUUAACGUAAUCGUUGACGUCUGUGGUAAUGUUAACGCGUCGACAACAAAACUUCAAUUCACUUGGUCCAUAUCGCCUGCAGCAGUUGAUGUAACAGGAUUUAUUGGAAGUGGUGCUAUUAUCCCCAAAGGUCUCCUCCAAUCGGGGAUUACUUACAACAUUUCGGUGACUGUGUCAACUAUUAGCAAUGAAAGCCAAUGGAAUGUAGCAUCACAGGUUUUCAGCGUGAAACGAGCGAACUUAGAAGCUAUUAUUAGCACUUCCAACCUAGUGGUCGGAGAUCAAACACCUUUCAAACUGGACGGCACUUUAUCUUAUGAUCCUAGUGACUCUACUAGUCAACUUCAAAUGUUAUGGUCUUGCAAGGAAGAGUCAUCCUUGGAUACGUCUUGUUUUGGAGAGGAUGUGUUGACUAGUGACCAGGUCCUUACUGUUCCACCAGGAGCGCUCCAACCUAACACAUACAGCAUUACACUGGAGGUUUCUAAAGACUCCAAGAAAGACGACAGCCAAACGACCCUAAUCGUCCGCCAAGGGGAGUUGCCUGUUAUCUAUAUAAAGAAGAAAAAAGCUGGUCGAGUUAAUCCCACCGAAAAAAUCAUCGUGGACGCUUACGUCACAAGUCGAGGCAAUGUCACACUUCGGUGGGAGGUCGUCAUUGAGAAAGGUGAGUUUAAUGGCAGAAACCAGCACGUUGCUAUAGAUAUAUUAAUAUACAGUUGUAAGCCUUUUAUUGAGAGUCAGACAAUUUCAGAAUUUGCCACGGUCGGUCUCGAGGGGGUGACGCCAUCAGUGAAACCUAAAGAUUUCAUGAGCUCAUUAGUGGAUCGCCCCUUUCCUCUGAUGCUUCCAGCUGCUAACACCCAGUGGCCAGGGCUCUUGGGUGACGCCUUCUACAAGUUUCGUCUAAUGGCAGAACCAAUGGAUGGCGGGGAAGCAGGCUAUGCCGAUAUCAUUAUAGAAACUAACAACCCACCGAUUGGACCCCCGUUAGAGGUGAAAUUAUAG
This is a messenger RNA of Limulus polyphemus (Atlantic horseshoe crab), 1285 nucleotides long. RefSeq names its product polycystic kidney disease 1 like 1-like. The annotation marks the transcript as partial. The record is from RefSeq and is a predicted model, not a curated record. The transcript has 6 exons. Lineage: Eukaryota; Metazoa; Arthropoda; Merostomata; Xiphosura; Limulidae.